Molecule: messenger RNA, 705 nt
Organism: Pygocentrus nattereri (red-bellied piranha)
Lineage: Eukaryota; Metazoa; Chordata; Actinopteri; Characiformes; Serrasalmidae
Exons: 3
Coding region: 61-372 (103 amino acids)
Source: RefSeq, a predicted model, not a curated record
ACCUGUGCGCCCAUCUCACACUCUGACCAACACGCUGAGGACUGAGCGUCUAUAAACAGCAUGUCUCUGAAUCACUUUGUUGAUGCUGCCGUUGACAAAGCGGCUUCGGUAGCUAAAGUGAAGGUAAAAUCUAUGUUUGGAGGAGGAGAUGGAAAGAGCAAGUCUGGGGGAGGCAAGUCUGGGGGAGGAAUAGGAGGCCUCUUCCCCUCUUCAGGAGAUGGAGGUGACAAGAGCAACAAGGGAGAAAAGGCAAAAGGAGGACUGUUUGAUGUACUCAAAUCUCCACCAAUGGAGGAGCCAAAAGACAAAGCCAGCGGAGGAGCAGAAAACACAGAUUUCAAUUCGGCUAUAGAUGAGCUCUCUGGUUUAUAAGCAGAAGAGGGAAGUAACGGAAGACAGUCACUCAUCCGCACGUCCACCUGUCACCAACUACUGCCUUUAUUCAACCUCAGCUUUUUUGAAAAAAAAAUAUACAUAUAACAAAGAGCCUUUUUUGUAUUUCUGUUUCACAGUGCAACAUGUGGCAGAAUGGUAUGUGGGUUGUUGUAUGUAUGAAAAAUGAAGAUAAGCUAAUUAAAAAAUAUAUCACGAUCUGCCAAUUUUAACAGGUCACUUAUAAUAAUGCCAUGUCAACAAUGAUACAAGGAAAAAUAUAAUAUAUAAUAUAUUUUUGUAUAUAGUCUAAAUAUUAAAAACCUUAAUAAA